AUGGAUACCAAAAAGCAUUCCGGGCUCGUCGGGUCGUUCCGUCGUAAAUUCAAGACGCUUUCGAGCAGAGCAUCGUCAAAGAGAAGCUCCAACACUUCUAUCGACUCCCUCAUUCCCCGGAGAUCUACGUCCACCAGUCUCUCAGAUCCCCCAAGUGUCGCCGAUCCUCCGGCUCAACCCAUAAAGCCUGUCACAUUGCCGCAGCUUGAGUUUCGCAAUGAUGAUAGCUUCAAGAUGUUUCAGACGCGAUACGGUCUUGACGAAAUCCUCACCGAUACAGCCGCGCCACCGCCCAUUCGGAAACCGGUCAGGAUCAUCAAGCGGCCAAGCGAGCACAGAAAAGAGCUUCCUCGGUCAGACAGUCCCAUACCCUGCCGAACCGAUGCCCCUUGCAAUGCUACUCCCACUUCGAUUCCCACGUCCAAAGACACGUGGCGCGUACCAAUUCAUUGGAUAGACAAGAUCCUCGAGACAUCUCUCCGAGUGCGGCGACCGGUUUUCAUCACGCUGAAGCAGUCGGAAGCGCCCGAAGAUCACCCAGCUAUCACGUUUGCAACGCCAGGCUACGACAGCGCCAAGCCUCACCAAGAGGAUAGUAUCUCGGUAGUAUCCCUGGGUAAAGCGAGCGUUGUGGACCAGUGGUCAGAGGAGUCGAUACUUACAGAUUCAGAGGACAAGGACAUGGCGCUGAGGCUCAGCUCCUAA
Molecule: messenger RNA, 705 nt
Organism: Neoarthrinium moseri
Lineage: Eukaryota; Fungi; Ascomycota; Sordariomycetes; Amphisphaeriales; Apiosporaceae
Exons: 2
Coding region: 1-705 (234 amino acids)
Source: RefSeq, a predicted model, not a curated record